Musa acuminata AAA Group (dessert banana) is the source of this 1466-nucleotide messenger RNA. RefSeq lists its product as uncharacterized. Gene Ontology annotation, molecular function: nucleotidase activity. Bases 161 to 1099 code for a protein of 312 amino acids. NCBI's taxonomy places the organism in Eukaryota, Viridiplantae, Streptophyta, Magnoliopsida, Zingiberales, Musaceae. Gene Ontology annotation, cellular component: cytosol. The transcript has 10 exons. The record is from RefSeq and is a predicted model, not a curated record.
UCCCCCAGAAACCGAAUCAAUUUGGGCUACAAAAGUAUUCCAAUCACGAACGAACGAACCAACAAACGAACAAACCGAUCCUUGCCUGCUUCGAGUCCCGAAUCGCGAGCUCCGUCCCCAACAGUUCGUCGCACCCAUCCCACGAAUUUGAGGGCGAGAGAUGGACGACGCGGCGAUUGCCGGUUCCCGCCCUGCUCUGUUGAUCACCAACGACGACGGAAUCGACGCCCCGGGGCUCCGCUUCCUCGUUGACCUCCUCGUCGCCGCCGAUCGGUACCGCGUCCUCGUCUGCGCUCCUGAUUCGGAUAAGUCAGGUGUUGGACAUAGCAUUACUUGGCAUCGUGCUCUUAGUGCCAAACGUGCUGAGAUUAUGGGUGCUACAGCUUUUGCAGUAUCAGGCACUCCUGCAGACUGUGCUUCCUUGGGAAUCUCUGGCAAACUUUUUGAUGGUGUAAUUCCUGAUUUGGUGAUCAGUGGCAUCAAUAUCGGUUCCAACUGUGGAUAUCAUGUGGUAUACUCUGGGACAGUAGCUGGUGCUCGAGAAGCAUUUUUAUAUGGUGUACCUGCAUUAGCUAUAUCACAUAACUGGAAGGGAAGAAAGAGUGACGUUCAUGACCUGAAGCUAGCUGCAGAUGCUUGCUUGCCCCUCAUAAAUGCUGUAUUAUAUGAGCUUAAAGCCAAGGCAUAUCCUGAAGGUUCAUUUUUGAAUGUAGAUGUGCCUACGGAUGUUGCAAAUCACAAGGGAUUCAAGAUAACAAAGCAGGGAAAAUUCAUGACCAGAAUUGGUUGGGAGCAAACAUAUUCCAGCACACCAGCACUAGAAAGCUAUCAGACUGCAAAUAUGAACAUUGACUCUGGAUCAAGCCCUGCAAACAAUGCUUCAUCAGCUCUAGUGGAAGAUGAACUUUUGUUUAAAAGAGUGGUUAUCACGAAGAAUGAUGUAGAAGAGGAAGAAGAUACAGACCACAGGGCCCUCGAAGAAGGAUAUAUUACAAUCACCCCUUUAGGUGCCCUCUCCCACACAGAAAUGGAAGCUGUGCCCUACUUUAAAGGUUGGUUGAUGCGUCUGGCAGAACGUACAUCUUCUUCAUCCUUGUGAAGAUCCAAAACAUAAAAGCAUCUAAAAAUAUCUGGAAUUCAUGCAAAAAUGCCUUCUGGAAUUUGCUAUUGCUCAAGUCUUUUUUUUGCCAAUCAGUGAGAUUCAAUGCCCGUAUGGAACAAAGCUGACAGCUGCUGCAAGUUUAUUUGUCAUGUCUUCAUUCGAAAUCAUAAAUCGUACCUGAAAGGCAUUGCAGUGCAACUGAUAUAGCCUAAUCACAUCAGCUGUCGUUGACUCCGAAGACAGACGCCUGCAUUUAUUUUUCUUAUUGUAAUGAUACAAGAAAAUGGACCAUGAAUGACAUUAAAAGAAAACUCAUGGUAAAUUGGCUAAUAAUAUAUUUAGAGCACUGCUUGAAGUGGACACA